This is a messenger RNA of Pelobates cultripes (western spadefoot toad), 5605 nucleotides long. NCBI's taxonomy places the organism in Eukaryota, Metazoa, Chordata, Amphibia, Anura, Pelobatidae. The record is from the annotation of a GenBank genome assembly.
AUGAUCAUCUACAAGGAUAUCAUCUCCAGUGAGUAGCGCUUCUCUCCCGCUGCAGGAUGGCCGUGUUAGCAGCCGGUGCGAUCUAUAUUACCGAAGUGGGAAAGGGAGUUUUCCUGUCAGAGCGCCGGCCUGGGUCCUCGUGCUGCUGGUGUGGGAGCGCGCGCUGUGACGGGAGCGGCUCGCGACGUCGCGUUCCCAAGCUUCUGGAACGUUCUCUGGCGGGCGCCACACGAGCCCUUCCCGCCGCUCCCCGCGCGGACUCUACCGCUGGAAUCCUUAUUACUCAUGGCACGCGGGCAGGCCACGCUCUCAACGGCCAAUCCUCUCCCCCCGGGGGGCCUCACACCUAACUCAGCAGCACGCGAUCCCGGGUUCUCCCAUCCCCCCCCGCUAGGCCAUGCCGGGGGACUGGGCUUAUUCAGGGGGAAAAUGUUCUGACGUCACGGUCUACGGCGCGUCACUGCCAUGAAAUGGGUGGGGCUGUGGUGCGGUGUGCUGUUACCAGGCAGACUUGGCGCGGAAUGGGGGGGGGGGAGGGUUUGAGAGACUGGGCGGAUUUUUUCUUCUUCCAUCCGUUGGAGAUCUAAUCAGUAACUUUCAAUCGGCAGUCUGGCGGCCGGAUCAGUGGGCUCACACUCCGGCUGUCCUGCUAGAGCCGCGCCGGGUAAUGGCGGCCGGGCGGAGUCCUGCUGCACUGUGCGCGCUCCUCGCCACGUGGGACCCCCGCGCCGGGCAGCAUGGGGGGGGGGGCAUGCUAGAGACAGGAUCCUACUAACAGGGAUGGAAGGGUGUGUUCUACUAGCUGGGGAUCCUGGCUAACGGCAGCCUCUGGCACUCCACAUGCUGUGGACUACAUCCCCCAUAAUACUUACACCCAUAGUGCUGGCACAGCAUCAUGGGAGGUGUAGUCCAAAACAUCUGCAGUGCCGAAGGUUGCCUAUGCCUGGCUUAGCGCAUGCUGUUAUGCUUGGAUCACUGAGGAGCAUUGAAGUCUGAUGGAGACCCGGGUAAGGGGAAAGUGUGAUUUCUGGCAAUGUAACAUCUACUCAAUUGUUCUGGUUGUUUACCAUCCUGCACUUUCAAUUUUUAAAUGUUUCACAAUUCAAUUUUUUUUUUUUUUCUUCUCUUUUAGAAGACGAGAUGUUCUCAGACAUCUACAAAAUCAAAGAAAGCAGUUGUGGACUUUGCUAUGAAGUUGAAGGCAAGGUUAGUGGGUUUUUUUUGCGUAAAUCACUUGACUAGUGCCAAAAUAUUAGCUACCUCAAACACUAAAGUGUACUUUGGACUUUUAUUGUACUUUGUGGGGUGUUUUUUUGUUUUUGUUUUUUGUUUUUUGAGGUGUAGAUGUCAGUAGAAUUUUUUUAGCACUUCUUAAAUAAACCAUGUUACUUCCUGUAUUUGGCUCCGUGGAACUAAAAUCAAAUGAUAGGGAACUGCCUUGUUAAGAACUCGUAGCUGUGCAGGACAGUCUUGACCGCACAGCCACUGACAGUCUGGGUGGGUUUAGAAAGGGAAGGGUGUUAGCAAAGAAUCUGCAGCAUUUGAAAGCUGUUUUUAAUCUUUGCCAAUGGAAUAAUGUGUAAAUGCGUUCACUUUAUGGUGUGUAUGUAAAAUAAACAGUAUUAUCUUUAUAAAAGAAUAUUUUUUGUAUUUGAGUUGUGAAUUUUCUCACUUAAAGGGACACUAUAGUCAACCAGACCACUUCAGCGCAAUGAAGUGUUCUGGGUGCCAGGUCCCUCAGGUUUUAACCCUUCAGAUGCAAACAGUUUCAGAGAAACUGCUGUUUACAUUUGGGAUUAAUCCAGCGACUAGAGGUGCAUCUGUGACGCUGGAGGCAUUUUAUGCGUCAAUAGGAAAGCACUGAAAAUGCUUUCCUAUGGACACUUUGAAUGCAUGUGCGGCCCUGCCACGCAUGCGCAUUCGUCUCCGCUAACGGUGGGGGAGGAGAUGUCGCCCUCAGGGCACUAUGGUGUCGGGAAAAUCGUUGUUUUCCUAACACUAAUGAUCCUGUAAGUAUUUUAUAAAGAUUGAAUCUUUAUGAAAUACUUUUUCUGACUUCUGGAAAUUCACUGGUAUUCUAACCCAGUCAAGAUAUAUAAAGUAGGAACUACUUUGUCUCUGUAGAUUUCCUCCACAUUACUUUCUUAGACACUUUCUGCUGCUACAGUGUAAAUCCCAGUGAGCUCUGUAGAGAUUUGGCUCUUUGGGAAAACCUUAGAGGCAUCCUUCAUACACCGCAAUGCUAUUGGCUCCUGGUUAGAGAACAGACGAAAGGAAGAUGACAUCACUCUUAAGGUUCAAGUAGGUAAACUUUACCUGCCCCACCCAAACCACCCGUGGCAAUGUCAGUCUGGUCUUUGCAAAGUCCUUGGGUAGUGAUGCUUCCAUUUUAAUCUAGGUCGUUUCCACUUCAGCAUUCAUUUCCAAUGGGAAACGUACUGCUAACGUGAAAUAUUGUGGUCACUUGAAAACUACCACCUGGAGUUAUUAAUUGAAGUCUGUUAUACUGCGUGUGUGCUAGCAACUACUAUGGGAGCUAGUCUUAUUGUGAGACAUGGUCUUUGGAGUUUUGGGAACUUUCAUAGACAUCAGUGUUGUACACUCGCUCAUGCUUUAGUACUGCACCGACAUGGCUCUUGGCAGGUUAAGUGCCAGGUGCUAAAGAAAAAAGUAGUGCACACACGGGGAUAGCUUCAGUUAAAUACUACAGCAUCAAAGACACUGAAAGGUGUCCUAGUUACUGUAAGACAAAGUGGGUACUACUUGUGAUAAGUUACUGUAUUAACAAGGCAGAACUUGUAAAUUCAAUGUCUCAUGUGUAUUCUUAUGAAAUGCAUAAUUCAGGGUCUCCUAAAGACCUCUGUACUUCUGCAUGCUCAAGUAACACGUUUAUGUGGAAUGUUGGACUGUUAAUAGCAAAGGACUAGACCUGUGCUGUCAGCGACUUGGCUACAUGUCUUGGGAGGGGGCAAACUUGAUAUAAGAAAUAUGCAACAAAGGGCACAGUUCUUAGACUUCCAUUAAUUGCAUGUGUUUUCUUUUCUUUUAGAUGGUCACUAGAACAGAAGGUUCAAUUGAUGAAGUUCUGAUUGGUGCAAAUGCAUCUGUUGAGUCCCCAGAUGAAGGGUCAGAUUUAACAACCGUCACAGGAGUUGAUAUAGUAUUAAAUCACAAGCUUCAGGAAACUGGCUUCACAAAGGAAUCUUACAAAUCUUAUAUUAAGGGUUACAUGAAACUGUAAGUAAACUUCUAAAGCAUGUAAAUAGUCUGCUCUGAUGGCUGCCUUAAGGGCAAUUUGCAUUUUUAAAAUUCCCUAUUUAGUUGAUAUACCCUUAAUAACUACAUGCAGUUAUGAUGGUACCAUUGCAAGCACUCUCCUUCCUCAGAAGAGAAUUUGGCUCCUUGCAAGCUUAAAACCAAUUAGAAGCCUCUGUUGCAGUGCACAGUGAAAUUCAGUGUUCAGGAAGAUUGCUGGUUUGAUGUGAACUCUGUGAAUGAAUGGGCAGAAGGCAGGCUUGCUCAAGUAGUGUACCUGCCACUUUUGUUUGGAGCGAACAGUAGGGUGCAAACCUCUCCAGCUGGGGAGGUGCUUCUUUAAUAAACUGCCUUUUAUAAAUGGUACAUUUCAAGCACACAAAGCGCUUUAGCCAGUUUAAUUACCUGGUAUGGAGUGGUCCUUUAACCUCUUAAGGACACGUGACAUGUCAUGUUUCCCUUUUAUUCCAGGAGUUUGGUCCUUAAGGUGUUAAGGUGACCUUAUUGGUAGAUGUACUGAUGCAUGCAUCUGACACCAUUCUCUUCACCUCCCAACACCUCGUUCUUAAGGAGCUGUGUUCUUGCAGACUUACAAAGGAUUGUGUGAUUUUUUUUUUUUAAGGAUUUAAUGUCCCUCAGUGCUGGGUCAGGCUCUGCCCACUCUCCUCCCCAGCAUCAGCUGACAGGGGAGACCUAAUGCGCAUGCUCAGCUGUCUGGUAGACAGCCACUGAGUGCAAGCUUAUAGCUGCAAUGUUUUACAUUGCAGCACUAAGUGCAAUGGGGACACUGUAGCCAUUCAACUUCAGUUAGCUGAAGUAGUCUGGGUGCCUACAAUGUCACUUUAAAGCAAAGUGCCCAAAACUGCAAGCUUGGCAGCCUUAAACUUGAAAUUCUGUGAAUUUUCACUUUAGUGAAUAACACUGUUAGAGCAAAUAGAAAAAUGCUAACUCACAGUAUUUAAACAUUUUAUUUAAAAUGCAACAUGAGGCUGGCACAAAAGUGGCAUGGAUAGUACAAACGCCAAUGGUGUUUGAGGUGACAGGCUGAACUGAAUGCAACAUGUCUACAAAUUUAAAGCCGAUUUAACACUUCGCAAAAUUGAUGCUUUACCCAACUGACUACUAUGAUUUUUGUAUAUUGCAUUACAAAUUGUAGAAAAUCUUGGUCGUAUGCUGGGAUUUCAAUGCUGCACAUUCUAUAUUUCAUGUACCUAAAUGUCUAUCUCUAAUGCAAACUGGUAUUGGAGUUAUGCUAUGAUGACUAACUUAGGACACCUUUGGAGGCUUGUUCCCAUGAAACAAAUCUAAAGUCUGAGCACUCAAGUAGACUGCAUUUACAUGUCAGUUGUGUAAUAAAUGCUUUAUUAAAUAUUUCAUUUCCCUUGUUUUAAGAAUCAAAGCCAAGCUUGAGGAAACAAAUCCAAGCCGUGUUAAACCUUUCAUGACUGGUGCUGCAGAGAAAAUCAAAGACAUCCUUGGCAACUUUAAAAACUACCAGGUAAUUUUUUAUUUUGUCUUCCCUUAAUGGCUCUUUUGGUGCGGAGGGUACAUGACUAAACAUUGUUAAAAUGUUGCCUCUCUCCUAAUCCACUAUAAUUUUCAUCUUGGUUUCACAAGUCAGAUAAAGUAGUAACAAUUGGUUCUGUUAGUUCUUUACAGGAGAAGGCAUGAACACAGAGGGCAUGGUGGCUCUGCUUGAUUUCCGUGAAGAUGGUCUGACUCCUUUCAUGAUAUUCUUCAAGGAUGGCCUGGAGUUAGAGAAAUGUGUAAGUUUGAAACUGCAUUCUCUGUUUCAAAACAGCCAUUGUCACGUGAUGUGGUAUCCUUUGUACAAAACCGGGGGGUUACCUUUGUCAUUGUGGUACAUGGUUUGCAUGUACAGUUCAGCAUCCAUUGAUAGACCAUGAGCCCACUUAGUUGCUUUUUGGUUUGCACAGAGAUGCAAUAGAAACUUUCCUUGCGCUUUCUGCCUUGUCUGAUUCUUUGACUUGUCGGUUUGAAUAGAGGAAUACAUGCAUACAUUUGGGUUUGUUUUUGUUUUGUUUUUCCCACACACAAUUAAAUGUUUACCCCUUAUUUAUUUAUUUUUUAUCCUUUUGCAGUAACAAUCACACCUUGGAUCGGAACUGGCUGCUGCUUCUCAUCUAUAAAUCACCUGGAUAACGCAAAGUCUUAAGACUCAAACUGGACUGAUAACAUUGAGCUUCAUGAUUUACUUUGGCCCUAAAUUAUUCCAGUGGAGGCACGUCUUUACAUAUUCACUUUCGUUUAUAGUUGAAAUAAAGUCCAUCGUUCUCCACUGUAGGUAAUGGCUCUUGGUUUCCUACAGUUCAUACCUGAUGACUCUUGA